Messenger RNA from Cordyceps militaris CM01, 309 nucleotides. RefSeq lists its product as uncharacterized. Bases 1 to 309 code for a protein of 102 amino acids. The record is from RefSeq and is a predicted model, not a curated record. Lineage: Eukaryota; Fungi; Ascomycota; Sordariomycetes; Hypocreales; Cordycipitaceae. The transcript is spliced from 3 exons.
AUGUCCAACCAGGAUUACUACAACAACAAUGCGGGCGGCCAGUACCCCCAGCACCCCCAGGCCAGCUACGGUCCUCCCCAGGGUCAGGGUCAGUAUGGCCCCCCUCAGGGCCAGUAUCCCCAGGGCCAGUACGGUCCCCCCCAGGGCGGCAUGCAGUACCAGCAGGCCCCCCCUCCCGCGCAGGAAACCCGCGGUAACCGUGGUGGUGGCUCCAACUGCCUGAUGGCCUGUCUUGCUGCUCUCUGCUGUUGCUGUGUUGUUGAGGAGUCAUGCGAGUGCUGUCUCGAGUGUUGCGAGUGCCUCUGCUAA